GUUAUUUUGAGUCGCUCUAGAAACCUGUCAACCUCUAUGGUGAAGACAGAGUGACAGCUCCGAGCACCUGAGGGAGACAUGUGAAGAGUACAUAACCGAAUGCAUCUGUGACACACAGGUGACCCUUCCACAGGAAUCUACUGCGGGCAACUGACAAGACCCACAGUGUCCACAUGAGUCUACCUUCCUUCUUGUUAGGGCCAGUAAGCAGAAUCUGUCAUGAUGGAGGAGGGACCUCCCAAACUGGUGGAUUAUUUUGUAGUGGCAGGGCUCACUACAAAUUUACAGCCUCUGGAGGAAGAAUGCCGCCAGCGUCCUACACGACCCACAGAGCCCAUCACAGAUCUGGCAAUCAUCAUCAGGUCUUUGUCUGAGGAGGUUCCACAUGGCUUCACCUGCAUAGAGAACACUCCAGGUGGACAUGCAGCAGAUCUCAGCUCUGGCUUACUUACUAACCAACAGAUGUAUCUGUGCUACCGCAGGGGCAGGGAUAAACCUCCUAUCACAGAACUAGGUUUACAUUAUGAUGGAAAGGAGAGUCUCCGGCCUGGCUUCCAGAUAAUUGAUAAUACCCCGUACAGUCACUCUGCUAACCUGAGUUCCGGAGGACCAGGUCAUCAGCGAUCUUACCUGACAUUCAAACGGGCCCCUGAGUCCCUGGGUGUAAAUACUCUGGGUGUGAUGGAUAUCUGUAUCAUUAACCCCAGCAAGGGGGAGAGCACACCUCAUACCUUCUGCAAAGUGGACAGGAACCUCAACACCAGCAUGUUUGGUCCUGAUCUGUUCCUUUGUUACAAGAAAGCUAUGACCAAGACACACAGUCUAGUGUAUGAAGCAGGUGUGAUCAGCCGGUUUCCAGAUACAGAUAGUGAAAUGUUUCCGUUGCCUGAGCUAGUGCCGAUCUUUUGUCUGCCGAUGGGAGCUACAAUCGAGAGUUGGCCACUGAGUACAAAGUAUCUGCCUGUCUUCUCUACAUUUGUACUGACUGGGGCAUCUGGUGAGAAGGUAUAUGGAGCUGCAAUACAGUUUUAUGAGCAGUACCCCAGAGAGUGCCUGAGUGAAAAACAGUGCCAGGUCCUGGGACUGCUUAGUGUGGUGGACAAGCGCCCAGUGACCAACAAGUCCGUCCAGACCAAGAAGAGUAUCUGUGUCUUGUCCCACUGGCCCUUUUUUGAUGUUUUCCAGAAGUUCUUGACAUUUAUCUAUCGCUACUCCAUCUCUGGACCCCAUGUGCUUCCCAUAGAGAAACACAUCUCCAAUUUUAUGUUCAACGUCCCAUUUCCUUCUCCCCAAAGACCCCGUAUCCUGGUGCAGAUGUCACCUUAUGACAACGUUCUUCUGUGCCAGCCAGUGUCUUCCCCUUUGCCACUCAGUGGAGCUAGUUAUGCAACUGCUCUUCAAAACUUAGGUCCUGAGAAUGUAGUAAUUCUUCUUCUCGCCGUGUUGACAGAACAUAAAUUGCUUAUCCACUCUCAGCGACCAGAUGUGCUGACCAGUGUAGCAGAGGCUCUAGUGUCUGUUAUAUUCCCAUUGAGGUGGCAAUGUCCGUACAUCCCCCUGUGUCCUCUCACCCUCUCAGAUGUGCUGUCUGCGCCAGUGCCCUUUAUUGUGGGUAUUCAUUCUAGUUACUUUGACCUACAUGACCCUCCUCAAGACGUCCUCUGUGUGGAUUUGGAUACCAAUACUCUGUUCAAGAGUGAGAAGAAGAUCCCGUCAUGUAAGGUGCUACCUCGCAAGCCCUACAAGGUGCUACUGAACUGCCUGACUGACCUGCACAAACAGCUGGAUGAAAUGUAUAACAAACCGAUGGAGGAGGCUUCUUUGGAAUUCCUUCUGAAAGAUUAUGAUCUGAUUUAUGGACGGCGUACACAGCUGGAGUUGGAUAUACGGGCUUCAUUCUUGCGUUUUAUGGCUUGUCUGCUAAAGGGUUAUAGAUCCUAUUUGUUACCAAUCACCCAGGCUCCCUCUGAGCGGACAUGGGAUUCCAGUAAUCUCUUUAAUGUGGAAGGUUUCCAGAAAUCCCGUGACAAAGCUCACUGGAAGUUUUAUAUCCAGUUGAUGAAGACACAGAUGUUUACUCAGUUUAUUGAAGAAUGCUCUUUUGUCAGUGACCGUCAUGCAUCGCUUGAGUUCUUUGAUAACUGUGUGGCAAAGGUGCAUGUGGAUGGAGAGAAGAUGGAGGAUUUUCAACUUGUGGAGUUGGAUGAAUCCCAUCGGAGUGAACAUACAGUUUUCAUCAUGCCUGCAGAGUUACCACAGGAUCCCAAUGGUACAGAACCACCCGCAAAAUACAGUUAUGACAGCUUUCCCAACCUGCAGAGGGAUCUGUUUGACCUUCCUCAAGAUUUGCUGACAGCUCCUCCAAGCCAAUCUAAAAGCAGCGCUCCAAGCAGCCCAGCCCCACGCCGGACCAAGCAGGAGAUCAAAUCAGCUCAGAAGGUGGCCCAGAAAUAUUCCUCUAUGCCUGACAUGUGGGCAAAAUGUUUGCUUGGGCACUGCUAUGGUCUUUGGUUCAUCUACCUACCCACAUUUGUGCGUGCUACAACUUGCAAGGUUCAAGCCCUACAGACAGCCUAUGAUGCUCUUAAACAGAUGGAGACGAAGAAGGUGGUGCUACCUGAUGAGGUGUGUUACCGUGUCCUGAUGCAGUUGUGUGGUCAGUAUGGUGAACCAGUGCUGGCAGUGAGAGUGAUGCUGGAAAUGAGAAAAGCUGGAAUUGUACCAAAUGCAAUCACCUACGGAUACUACAAUAAGGCUGUUCUUGAAAGUAAGUGGCCAUCAAGCAAUCAGAAUGGGAGACUCCGUUGGGCCAAACUGCGGAACGUGGUGCUGGGGGCCGCUCAGUUUCGUCAGCCACUUAAGCAAAAACAGAAACAACUGGAACCUUGUACAGUGCAGCUAGAAAGUGAGGAACCUGCAAAUUAUAGGUCGCAAAGGCUUCAGAGAAAGGGGAGCCCAGUAUUAGAGUUGCCCAGCUAUCUGAGCCUACAUCGGCAAAGCACCUGGUCUGGAAGUACAUUCAAGGACUCAAAAUACAUUUCCCAGGAAAAACUGGUGAAGAGCUGGAGUGUUAGUUGCACGUAUAGUGACAACCUCAUGAUCGAGACGGGAAUAACUGAAUUAGAUGCUCUGCAAGCUGAGAAAGUCUCCAGAAGAUCAGAUUUAAGUUCCUCAUUGAUGGUGUCCCUCCAAAGGUCCUGUGACACUUCUCUUAACUUAAGACCCUCAGGGAAUGGUAGCCUUUCUAAUGUGAGUUACUUGACCGAUGGGACAGGUAGUGACGCAGUCACUGCCUCUGAUGACUUGGAUCUCCCGUUGACAGAAAGUUCAGUAGAGACAGGAACUUCGGACAGCUCCCAGAGCAGAGCUGGAGAGGUGGAAGAAAGUACCAGAGCUAGGGGCGUGGCUGGACGCAGAAGCUUUGCUGGAAAAAUACAGCAGCUCCUUACCCCUUCAAGGAAGCAAUCUCGGAUGUCUGUUGCAAGGAAAAAGUCCUCCACUGCAGAGGCCCGAUCUUCACAAUUAUUAGACCAGUACCGUAGCAGGAGGAGUCAUAGUGAAAGUUCAAGAAGGCCUGAAUCAACUGCCUCUGAGAGCUCAGCAUCCUUGGGAAGUGAGGCUGAUCUAUCAGACAUCUCAAUGUUUGUCAUUCAUAAGUCUGUUGACCGUUUGACUGAAGGAGGACAAGAGGUACCAACCGCAGAGGUAGUGCUAUCCAGUUGCUCACUUUGUCCAGCGUGUCAGUCCCUUGUAUAUGAUGAAGACAUCAUGGCCAGCUGGACCUCUGAUGAUUCUAAUCUGAAGACAGUCUGCCCUUUCUGUUCCCAGCAUUUUGUGCCCUUUCUACAAAUCCGCAUCACAGAUCUUCAAAUGCAUCGGAGUACUUAUGAAGAUUCCUCAUGCCAGCCUACAGAUGAAGAUCCUAAUGAUUGUGGCCCUGUCCUUAGUGACCGUUACCAGUGUCUUUUGUUGGAUGAGGUUUCAUCAAAACGAAGUCAUUGUAAUGGUUUUUAUGAUCUUCAGCUGUCAUCUGCCCAAAACCGGAGUUCAGAGAUGUUAACAGUCGAAUAUCUUUGUCCUCUGGUACUUCGCAAAGAACUGGAGAGUCUGCUGGAAAAUGAAGGAGGAGAGUUUCUGUCCCAGUCUGAGUUUGUUAACAAUCAUCCCAUCAUCUACUGGAACCUGGUUUGGUACUUUCAGAGGAUGACACUACCCAGUAAUCUGCUGCAGCUCCUCCUGCUAUCCAAACAUGUCCGACCGCAGCAACAGGUUUCCAGUUCACACCAUGUGAGCAUUCACUUAUUAUGGGAUGUUUUAGUUCAGGACCCUGACCGCUGGCCUCCUCUUUAUGUUUUGUGGAAACUACACAGAAACCUUCCAUCCCACCUGCAUGGCUGGCGCCUACACUCUCACCCUUUCACUAUGGAAUUUCUUGAAAAAGUCCUAAAUUUUAUAGGGCUAAAUGAGGUGCAUAAAGCUAUAUCCUUAAUUCUGAACACACUGCAAGAGCAGAAUUCACCGCCACAAAUCAUUCAGAGGGGGAUAUACAGAGAGAUGCUUCUCCUAACUUUUGCUGCUCUGGGGAGGGAACAUGUAGAUAUUGCUUCAUUUGAUAACAAAUACAAGACAGCCUUCAAGAAGUUAGGAAAUUCCAUGGGAAAAGAAGAGCUGCGAAAAAGGCGAGCCCAGCUACCAAGCCCCAAAGCACUGGACUGCCGUAAGACAUUUGGUGCCACUUUAGAAUGCUGAAAAGUUCUGUGCAUGGGUGAAUUGCAGGUCCUGGAACUAUGUGUCAGACAGAGUAUAUGUGUUUGAAUAAAAUGGUGACCUCAUGCAGAGCAAAUGGACUGCAGAACAACAUCACUGUGAUUUCCCUCAGAAGCUUGUCCUGAUUUUUGGAGGAAGGUGAAGACAUGCAGAUGCCAACAAGACAGCAGGCAACGUCACUACUGAACAUACUCUCCAUAUUACAUUGUUAUCCAUCCACUAACACACUGAAAAAAACAACAACUCCCACUUACCAUGAUCUUCCAUCAGAGCUUCUUCAGUUUCAAGAAAUGGGUGCCCAGGAUCCUGUGAAUAUUUUUUUCUGUGCUGAAGCUUUUAAGUCCAGGAUCAACAUUGCAUGUGACUGUCAUAGUAUAAUAGUAGUAGGGACAUGCGUAUCACUGCCAGUUGUUAGCCCACGUGAAUGUUUAACAUCAACAGUUCUUGCUUCAAAGGGUUAACCAAAUAUGCCAACCUACAGCAUUUGAAUCUUUGGAUUUUUUUCUGGGUAUCUGAACAUGUUAAUGUCACUAGGCAUGUAAACUAGAACCAUUUUUUAUGCCAGGGUAUAAUAGACUCCAGUUUAGUAAAAGUGGCAAAGAAUUGUAUUUUGCGCCAAGGACUUGUCUUCCAAAGACGAUGGUGGAAACUGCUGCUGUAUUUACCUUAACAAACCUCACAGGGAUGCCCACUGCUAGAUUUUAGUUUCUUGCCAAAGCUUAGCUCCUCGCCAAUGUCAAGAAUUCCUCCUUUACAUUUCAUUGUGUUGUUUUAACCUUGCAGAUUUCUAAGCUGAGUGUGUAAAAAAAAAUCUGUUUUGUCAGUAUUAUUAAGAUAUGUAUAUGUUUCUUUUAUUUAUUGAGUGUGAUUUAUCAUUUUUUUAUGGCUUGAAGUUUUUUUUUUUUUACCUCUAUAGUAUUAACCAUGUGCUGGCCCCUUCUGGCACUUGCUGCAGUAAUGUCUGUAGAUGCAGAAUGGUCAGGCCUAUUUUAUUGUUUCUGUAGUUGAACUGAUAGCCAGUGGCUUUCCUUUUUUUUACCCUCUUGUUUAACGUUAAGGCAGAAUAAUCUCUAAUUACCAAAUCACAAAACACAUAUAUGGGUGUUUUAUUUUAAUAUAAACAUUUUAUCAUUUUGUUAUCCAAAGUCUUUCUGAUAUUUCUACAUACAGGAGAAAACAAAGUAUUGUAAGAAUGUAUAUUAACCUUCUGAGCUGCAGUCUGCGUACGAGUAGCAUGGUUUGAGGGUAGCUAAUCCCCCAGUGUUCAGUGCAAUAUGUUUGGGGACCCACUAACUGGAAGCUUUUUAUGUCUUGCUAAAAUAAAGUGUCUGUAUCACACA
Bombina bombina (fire-bellied toad) is the source of this 6107-nucleotide messenger RNA. RefSeq names its product DENN domain containing 4B (gene DENND4B). Gene Ontology annotation, biological process: regulation of Rab protein signal transduction. NCBI's taxonomy places the organism in Eukaryota, Metazoa, Chordata, Amphibia, Anura, Bombinatoridae. Bases 220 to 4749 code for a protein of 1509 amino acids. Gene Ontology annotation, molecular function: protein binding. The record is from RefSeq and is a predicted model, not a curated record. The transcript has 29 exons. Gene Ontology annotation, cellular component: cytoplasmic vesicle.